This is a messenger RNA of Periconia digitata, 1923 nucleotides long. The record is from the annotation of a GenBank genome assembly. NCBI's taxonomy places the organism in Eukaryota, Fungi, Ascomycota, Dothideomycetes, Pleosporales, Periconiaceae.
UUUCCAUCGACGACAAAGACAGUUAGCGUGGAUGACAUAAUCAGUCAACCCCAGGGUUUAGAUGGCCGUCUUUAUUUAGCUCUUAGGGCUGAUGAGGGCGGGAUUCUUCACACGUCACCCACAACUCCCCUUUCUCUACCACGUUGUGUCCCCUCUCGAGGCAUUACCCAUGAUCUCGACACGCUCAUUACCCUGAAUCCUGCGAAGAAACCGGCCGACACCAUGAUCAGCCUCCAGUCCAUCGCGCUCCUCGUCAUCUCCUACGUCGUGAUCCCGCGACUGACGUUCCUCCCGCAAUCCAUUCACAGCAUCCUCAUUAUAUUCGGGCCUUUCAUCCUCCCGCGCCUCUUCCAGCUGUUCAACACGUCUCGCACUGCUUCGCGCAGUCUGCCCGUGCAACCAACGCCCGCGAAGGUGCAGGGAGCGCUCAACUUACUCUUCCUGAGUGCCGUAGUAUGCAUUGUACUUAGCCUGCCGCAAUUUGGUCCCGAGAACAUCUUCGUCAAGACGAGCAGCCGCCUGCAGAUUGAAACGAACACGCUGUUUGCGCGGUUGCAGACACACAGGGCGUUGGACGAUGCGGACGAGCUGUUGAGGGACAAGUUCUCGACUCUGCCGACCAACAAACUGAGAUAUUUGGUGUUUGGGCCGGACACGUUGGUGAACUGUCUGUGGUGCGCAAAGGCGGAUCAAAGCAGUGAGCGCAACUAUUUCUACUACAGCCUGCCGAAACUCGCGACAGCGCAUUUGGCCCAUCUCGUGGUCUUGGGCCUCUGCACAUCUUCGCUGAUCGGGCCCGAGGGCUCGCGCUUCCGCAUUCACGCCACGAUCGCGGGAUUGGCGAUGGUGGCGUCGGAAGCGUGGUACCUGGGCUCCUACGACAUCAAGCAGAACAUACAAGCGAAGACACUGCAGGAUAUCGAGUUCGUGCACUGGAAACUACGCAUGUACCGAUACAUUGCCUUUGCGCUCGUGGACGCGGGACUGGGGACGGUUCUCUGGCUCACGAGCACGAACCGCUGGCUCGCAAGGCCGCAGUCCAUGGCCCAGCGCCUCGAAGCCACAGCCAAGGAAGCCGAAGAUACAGUCAACAAGACGCGCGCGCUCGGGCUGAUCAGCAACUCGGUGAAUCGUGAUCAGAAGCUGCGAGCCGUGCGCGAGGACUACUGGCGCACGGAGGGCCAGGUCAUGGCGGAGACGAUCCAAGACGAGGAGGUGGUCGGGCACAUCAACAAUGCGCUUGCGAAACUAGACAUGACGAGUUUGGAAGAAAAGGUUGGCGGGAUUGCUGACGACAUUGUUUCUGCCGUCGAUGGUCUGCGGACGAGCCAGAUUUUGACUUCGGAAUGAACGGCUUCGGCAUAACAUGAAAGAUCUUAGUGCCAUUUAGGAGCUGCGUUCAUUGUUAGAUUUAGCAUAGCCUAGGAGUUGAUAUUUGCUUUGAAUCCCGAACCGGAAUCCGGAUAUAGAUGGGGGAUCGUUUUUUAGAUAGAGCCGCCGCCAUGGCAAUCUGCGGCUUUUGCAUCAUAGCGUCUUGGGAAUGUGUGCCUCGGCGUAUACCCCUACUGCUUGGAAAAAAAAAAACUUCACGUACUUUAUCGCCAUCUAACCGUUUCCCCCCUUGCACUCUGUCCACGGGAGUCAUUUGACCUUGUGUUAGCGCCAUCGCGAGCUGACCAGGAAGAGAGGGAAGAAAAAAACAAGUAGUCGGAGGUGCCGUAGACCGGGGGUAUCCGCCUCUCUCUCAAAAGUUCACCGUUUACUUCAGGAACAUGGCACGAAACCUAAUCAACCACCAAUCAAUCAUGUAUACUACCACGCCCUCCGAUUCUCGCAGAUUCGUAUAGCAGCGGAAUGGUUGCCAUGUCGUAUAAUACCGAUUCCGAGAAUCGGAAACUCAAUCCUUCCUUCGAGAUAUGACUG